Penaeus vannamei (Pacific white shrimp) is the source of this 1059-nucleotide messenger RNA. The record is from RefSeq and is a predicted model, not a curated record. NCBI's taxonomy places the organism in Eukaryota, Metazoa, Arthropoda, Malacostraca, Decapoda, Penaeidae.
GUAAUUCUUCUAUGUGGCCCUCCUGGCUUGGGCAAGACCACUCUCGCCCAUGUUAUUGCAAAACAUGCAGGGUACAAUGUGGUGGAAAUGAAUGCGAGUGAUGACAGAUCAGUUGAAACUUUUCGAACAAACUUAGAAAAUGCAACUUCAAUGAAAUCUGUCUUGGGACCUGAUCCAAGACCCAACUGUUUGAUCAUCGAUGAAAUUGAUGGUGCACCUGCUCCGUCUAUUACCCUCCUUGUGAACAUGCUGCUAGGAAAAGACACUGGUGGGAAAAACAAGAAAGGCAAGAAGAAGGAGGGGUCAGCAAUGCUUCAAAGACCUGUAAUCUGCAUUUGCAAUGAGCUCUACACUCCAGCUCUGAGACCACUUCGUCAGAUUUCUCUUGUGAUUCAGUUCCCACCAACACACAGCGCAAGGCUUGCUCAGAGGUUGUUAGAAAUUAGUAGAAAACACAGACUGAGGGCUGAUCUAACAGUUCUAAUGGCACUGUGUGAUAAAACAGAAAAUGACAUCCGCUCCUGCCUGGCAUUUCUCCAGUUUGUGAGAAGCACAAAAAAUAUCCUACGACUGAAUGACAUUGAUGGUGUAACUCUUGGGCAGAAGGAUUACCAACGCUCCCUGUUUAGUGUGUGGCAUGACAUAUUCACCAUACCAAGACCUAAAAAAAAGAGACGGGGUAAUCCCCAUGAACAACAACAUGAAAAUGGUGUUCUACUUCCAAUGCCAGACUUGAAUGGUGAUCUGGAUAAUUUUGGGGAGGAGACCACCUUAUCAGCACGUUUCAGUUGCAUGCUUAGGACAGUACAGUCUUGUGGAGAAUAUGACAAACUGACUCAGGGCUGGUUUGAAAAUUAUCCAGCAAUGAAAAUUAAGAAUGCUGCUAUGGAACCAGUGACAAAUGCUUAGAUGGGCAGCAUUUACAGACAUUGUGCAGAAAGAAAUUAUGCAUAGUCAAGCAUGGACCAUGAUGGGUUUCCUUCCUUAUGCAUGUGUGUCCUACCAUCUACAGUUUGCAUCUUAUCAGUGGCCAAAAAUCCAAUUUCCCAAUCAGAUGUC